GUUGAACAGCCUGCGUCAAUACACCACAACAGAAUUAUGGGAUUGUUCAGAAUGGUGUAAUAGCUUUAUAGUAGAAGGGUUUGGAAUAGUCUGGUUCAGUUUCAAGUUGAUAGUUCUCGCGAUCGUCAAGUGAUUAACGUCUGCGACUUAUAUUUUGGAUUAUUAUUAAAAGAUAACUAAAGCAUUCUAAGAUGACAACUUGGAAAGAAGAUGGUUACUACGGCACUCCACAAGGUACAGCUCCACCUCCACCAGGUUUCCUUCCUGGAGGCUAUCCUCAAGCAGGUUAUCCUCAGCCAGGUUACCCACAGCCAGGUUAUCCACAACCAGGUUACCCCCAGCCAGGUUACCCUCAAGGAGGUUAUCCACAAGGAGGAUAUCCAUCUGCUGGUUAUCCUCAAGGAGGCUAUCCAUCAGCAGGCUACCCAGGUUCAUUUGGUGGCAGUCCACCUCCCACAGCAGGAAUGCAGGGUUACAAUUCAACGAGUUAUGGGGAAGAUCCCCUGGGAUCACAUGGAUUCGACUUCAGUGACAAGUCAAUACGGCUUGGAUUCAUUAGGAAAGUGUAUGGGAUAUUGAUGGUACAGCUGACAGUGACUCUUUCUUUCAUUGCCUUGUUCACAUUCCAUGAAGGCACAAAAAGAUAUGUUUUUGCGCAUCCUGCUCUUUGGUGGAUUUCUCUUAUUGUGAUGUUCGUUUGCCUUUUGUCCAUGGCAUGUUGUGGAGAAGUUAGACGAAAAGCACCAAUGAACUUCAUUUUUCUCUCUGUUUUUACUUUAGCUGAAAGCUUUCUCCUUGGUUGUGCAACAGCUACAUUCAAGAAAGAAGAGGUAUUUCUGGCAGUUUUAAUUUGCACGGUUGUCACCCUUGGGCUGACUCUGUUUGCUUUUCAAACAAAAAUAGAUUUCACAAUGAUGGGAGGCGUCCUGUUUGUUGCUGCUCUUAUAUUGAUGAUAUUUGGUAUAAUAACUAUUUUCUGGCAUGGAAAAACCAUCACUCUAAUCUAUGCAUCUUUUGGAGCCUUGCUGUUUUCAGUUUAUAUAAUCUACGACACACAGAUAAUGCUGGGAGGAAAACAUAAAUAUGCUAUAUCACCUGAGGAGUACAUUUUCGCCGCUUUAAAUCUUUACCUUGAUAUUAUCAAUUUGUUCUCGUAUAUACUUACAAUCAUAGGCGCAAGUCGUGAUUAAACUGUUUGCUUUGGUACAUUUGUUUUAUUAUGUAUGUUUAAUAAGAAUCUCUAAAAUGUCCAUGUGUUUAAUAAAAGCAACUGGCAGCCCUUAUUUGUGUGGCUUUUAAAAUGUGAAUAGUUCUUUUAAAUGUUAUGGAAUUCUGUAAUAUUUGCAAAGAGUCGCCUUUAUCUUCAUUACAAUUUAAAAAGAUAACCUUUUACAGCAUUCUAAAUAUAAAGCUGUGGUCUAGUAUAUAAUAAAUAUUUUCUGAUAUUUUGUUUUCAGUCAGGUUUAUUGAGUGUAAAGAGUGUGUGUUAAUGCGGACACACAUACACUAGCACAGUGUUAAUAAAAUCACUUAAAUACUAGUCAUGAUUUUCCUUUUUAUUGAAAGAAUUUUUUUAUUUUUUAUGAUGUAGCGGCUGCUUUAGAUCAAUGUUUAUUGUGUAAUUUUAUUUCUUUUGUCUCAAAGUUUUUCUUUCCAGAUUUCUUUUUAUCCGUUUUAAAUUAAAAAGAAAAAAUAUGUAACUGAUUUUUGUUUAAAAAAUCUAUCGCUUGUGAUUGUGAUUUAGAAUCCUAUUAUAAUUAUGUAUAGUUUAUUUUAAGAUGGAAUAACCGAAUAUUGUUAUUGGGAUGGAUGAAAGCUAAUGAGACUGUUUUACCUUGCGCUGUAUUAUGUGAAUUCCUGAGAAGUCUGAGUGUUUGUUGUGUCAGGUGAAUGUUGAGCACAGUUAUUUAAGCUGUAUGAAAGGUUAUAUUAAAUUAAAAUUUGGAAAUUUAUAUAUGGUACAUGUUAAGUGUAGAUUACAUCAUUACCUAGGAGGAGGAUAUUUUUUCAAAUUCUCUUUAUUCUGUUUUAUAAUGAGGAAGAUUAUAUGAUUUGGUCUAUUAAUAGUACUUUACCUUUCCGAUUUACAAUAAACAAAUAUUGAAAAAGGCAGAUAAAUCAAUAAUUUAUCUUCUUUAUUUUAGACGUAUAUUUAAUUUUUUUAAAAAUAUUCAGAAACAA
Messenger RNA from Nezara viridula (southern green stink bug), 2181 nucleotides. NCBI's taxonomy places the organism in Eukaryota, Metazoa, Arthropoda, Insecta, Hemiptera, Pentatomidae. The record is from the annotation of a GenBank genome assembly.